Heteronotia binoei (common prickly gecko) is the source of this 1390-nucleotide messenger RNA. Its product is annotated as mitochondrial adenyl nucleotide antiporter SLC25A23. Bases 109 to 1263 code for a protein of 384 amino acids. Gene Ontology annotation, molecular function: calcium ion binding; ATP transmembrane transporter activity. Gene Ontology annotation, biological process: transmembrane transport. The transcript is spliced from 9 exons. NCBI's taxonomy places the organism in Eukaryota, Metazoa, Chordata, Lepidosauria, Squamata, Gekkonidae. The record is from RefSeq and is a predicted model, not a curated record.
UUUUGCCCAUAGGAGAUCCUCCGUGAGGGCGACACGGACCACGACGGGGAGCUGAAUUUUGAGGAGUUUGCCCGCUACCUCCAGGAGCGUGAACGGAAGCUGCUGCUGAUGUUUCGCAGCCUGGACCGCAACCAAGACGGCCAGAUCGAUGUUUCCGAGAUCCAGCAAACCUUCCACAGCCUGGGAGUUUACAUCUCCCUGCAGCAGGCAGAGAAAAUUUUGCACAGCAUAGACAAAGACGGCACCAUGACCAUCGACUGGCAUGAAUGGCGGGACCAUUUCAUCCUCAACCCGCUGGAGAACAUGGAGGAGAUCGUACAUUACUGGAAACACUCGACGGUGCUGGACAUUGGGGAGUGCUUAACCGUCCCAGAUGAAUUUUCUGAGAAAGAGAAGAAGACGGGGAUGUGGUGGAAGCAGCUCAUGGCCGGAGCCAUGGCCGGCGCUGUCUCCAGGACAGGAACUGCCCCACUGGACCGGCUAAAAGUUUUCAUGCAGGUUCACGCUUCCAAGAACAACAACAUGAACGUGUGGGGAGGGCUUCAGGGGAUGAUACGUGAGGGGGGCGUCCGGUCCUUGUGGCGAGGCAACGGCAUCAACGUGCUGAAGAUCGCCCCGGAAUCUGCAAUCAAAUUCAUGGCUUACGAACAGAUCAAGCGGGCUAUUCGUGGACAGCAGGAGAGUCUGAGGGUCCAGGAGAGAUUCAUUGCCGGCUCGCUGGCUGGUGCCACGGCCCAAACCAUCAUCUACCCCAUGGAGGUUCUGAAGACACGGUUGACCCUGCGUAAAACCGGACAGUACGUGGGGGUGGCCGACUGUGCCAAGAAGAUCCUUCGGAAGGAAGGGAUCCGUGCCUUUUACAAGGGGUACCUGCCAAAUAUGUUGGGCAUUAUCCCCUAUGCUGGCAUCGACCUGGCAGUUUAUGAGACCCUGAAGAAUACCUGGCUGCAGAAGUACAGCAAGGACACGGCCGACCCCGGUGUCCUGGUGUUGUUGGCCUGCGGCACCGUCUCCAGCACCUGCGGCCAGAUCGCCAGCUACCCCCUCGCCCUGGUGCGCACCCGGAUGCAGGCCCAAGCAUCUAUCGAGGGUGGCCCCCAACUCACCAUGCUGGGCCUCUUCCGGCACAUCUUGUCCCGGGAGGGCGUUCUGGGCCUCUACCGCGGCAUCGCCCCCAACUUCAUGAAGGUGAUUCCGGCCGUCAGCAUCAGCUACGUGGUGUACGAGAACAUGAAGCAGGCCCUGGGGGUGACGUCCCGAUGAAACCGGGGCCCGUCUGGUCUAAGCACGUGGGACCUACCUCUCUCUCAAGAAGGACUGCUCCUCUUGACGACGUGGUCCCCAGGUGGAAACAGAUCGGGAGGUGUCUCCUCUGCUCUGGGGGCUCUCG